Messenger RNA from Patiria miniata (bat star), 1048 nucleotides. RefSeq names its product S-formylglutathione hydrolase-like (gene esd). The transcript has 11 exons. Gene Ontology annotation, molecular function: S-formylglutathione hydrolase activity. The record is from RefSeq and is a predicted model, not a curated record. Gene Ontology annotation, cellular component: cytosol. Gene Ontology annotation, biological process: formaldehyde catabolic process. Lineage: Eukaryota; Metazoa; Echinodermata; Asteroidea; Valvatida; Asterinidae. The coding region runs from base 43 to 1002 and encodes 319 amino acids.
GUUGGUAAAUGAUGUGGCACCAGGCUCCAUCUCUUUCCACACAUGUUUGCUGUCUUCCGCAGAACUUUUCUAAAACACUCUCGGAUUUCCAGCAAGUUUCUCCGAUUUUGCAUCCAAGGCCAGCCUACGUUUCAAACAGUCACAAAUAUGGCCACCGCAAUAACUGAAGUUUCAAGUACAAAGAGUUUUGGAGGAUGGCAGAAGACUUUCAAGCAUGACAGUGAGGAGGUGAAAUGUUCCAUGAACGUUGGAAUUUAUCUGCCAGCUGAAGCAGAGACCGACAAGCUGCCUGUGCUGUACUGGCUGUCAGGACUGACGUGCACCGAGUCCAACUUUGCCAUGAAGGCCGGAGCCCAGAGCCUGGCAGCCGAGAAUAAGGUCAUCAUCGUCAUGCCCGACACCAGCCCGCGAGGAUGUAAUAUCGAAGGAGAGGAGGACGGUUGGGAUUUUGGGACCGGCGCCGGUUUCUACAUCAACGCUACCGAGGACAAGUGGAAGACCAACUACAGGAUGUAUUCUUACGUCACUGAGGAGCUGCCUAACGUCAUCAAUGCAAACUUCAACACGAUUCCUGAUGCGAUGUCCAUAUUCGGGCACAGCAUGGGAGGUCACGGCGCCCUGAUUUGUGCCUUGAAAAACCCCGGAAAAUAUCGGUCUGUGUCUGCUUUUGCGCCCAUCUGUAACCCCAUGCAGUGUCCGUGGGGACAGAAGGCGUUCAAUGGCUACCUGGGAUCUGACCAAGAAAAUUGGAAGGAAUACGACGCUUGCGAGUUGGUGAAGGCGUAUCAGGGGACGCCGCUAGAAAUUCUUGUAGAUCAGGGCAAGGCCGACAACUUCCUGAAGCAGUCCCAACUCCUCCCGGACAAUCUGGUCGCAGCGUGUGCCGCCAACAAGACCGCCAUCACACUGCGUAUGCAAGAGGGCUACGACCACAGUUACUACUUCAUUGCGACCUUCUUGAAGGACCACAUCAAGCACCACAUGCGAUACCUGAAUGCUUGAUGGACCUACCAACAGCCGAAUCAUCUCCAAUUACAUGGGCGUCAAU